AUGUUUUCGUCUUCUUCAGGAAGGCACAAAAACGUACCACCAUCUCCUUGGAAGCUACCGUUUAUCGGAAACUUUCACCAACUUUACGCUCCAUAUCAUCGAUCCUUAUGGAAUUUGGCCAAGAAACACGGCCCGCUUAUGCUUUUACACCUAGGUAGCGUACCGGUGCUGGUGGUUUCCUCCAUGGAACCAGCCCGAGAAAUAAUGAAAACAAAUGAAUUCGCUUUCUUAAAUAGAGGUGAAAUAGGCAUUUUAAAAAAAUUGUCAUACAAUGGCAAGGAUUUAGCACUAGCUGAUUAUGGAGAGUAUUGGAGGCAGCUCAAAAGCCUUGUUGUGUUACAUCUUCUUAGUAAUAAAACAGUUCAGUCAUUUCAAAAAGUUAGAGAAGAGGAAAUAUCCAUUAUGAUAGACAAUAUUAGCGAUAGUUGUGGUUUAGUAGUCGAUUUCACAGAGUUGUUACUUUCAGUAGUAAAUAAUGUUGUGUGUAGGGUAACCUUGGGUAAAAAAUACACCGAUAAAAGGUUCCUUAAAUUGGUUGAAGAUUUUAAGAAGCUAGUUGUUUUAUUUACUGUUGGGCAAUAUAUACCUUGCUUGGCAUGGGUAGACCGUAUACGAGGCUUAAACGUUAGAACUCAAAAAGUUGCCAAAGAAUUCGAUGAGUUUCUCGAGGGCGUAAUUGAAGAACGCUUGAAUAGCAAUAAAGAAGAAUCCGCUCGUAUGCAUCAGAAUGGCGUGAUGGUUGAUCAAGCCAAAUACUUCAUUGACACACUGCUGGAAAAACAAAAAGAAGAAGGGGGUGGCAAUUUUUACAUGGAUAGAGAUACCAUUAAAGCCACCAUUUUGGACAUGUUUUCUGGUGUAGCUGAUACGAUGUUCACAACUCUAGAGUGGGCACUAAGUGAGUUAGUCAAGAACCCACUAGUAAUGAAAAAGCUACAAAACGAGGUGAACACUAUAGCACAAGGCAAACCACAAAUCAGCGAUGAGGAUUUGGGAAAACUCGAGUACCUUAAAGCUGUGUUCAAAGAGACAAUGCGACUACACGCUCCAGCUCCUCUAGUUGUAAGAGCAUCAUCUCAAGAUGUCAAAAUAAUGGGAUAUGAUAUUAAAGCCAAAACAAGAGUAUUUAUUAACUUAUGGGCACUAGGACAAGAUCAUGAAAUAUGGAAGGAUCCUAAGGAGUUCAGACCCGAGAGAUUUUUGGAUAGUCCAUAUUUUGAUUACAAAGGAAAUCAUCAUGAGUUCAUACCUUUUGGUGGUGGAAGGAGAGGGUGCCCGGGUAUUAAUUUUGCCAACACCCUGAUGGAGCUUGUUCUCGCCAACAUGAUUUACAAGUUCGAUUUUAAUCUCCCCGGUGGAGAGAAAAGGGAGAAUCUGGACAUGACUGAUCGUAUUGCGCUUACUGUUCAUAGGAAGAACCAUUUACUUCUUGUUGCUGGUCCACAUUCUAAACCAUAGCCGUCGUUAUUCUAAACGAAUGGUGUUCUGUUAUCCUCUAUAUGUUUCA
Molecule: messenger RNA, 1507 nt
Organism: Erigeron canadensis
Lineage: Eukaryota; Viridiplantae; Streptophyta; Magnoliopsida; Asterales; Asteraceae
Product: cytochrome P450 Tp4149-like
Exons: 2
Coding region: 1-1458 (485 amino acids)
Molecular function (GO): oxidoreductase activity, acting on paired donors, with incorporation or reduction of molecular oxygen; monooxygenase activity; iron ion binding
Source: RefSeq, a predicted model, not a curated record